AUGAGUAAUACCUUAGAAGAACGUCUAAAAGAACAUUCAACAGCCUUCGAUGGGCUUUUGUCCUUGAUACCUGCCAAAUACUUUUAUGAUGAUGCCACACAGGAUCAGUGGCAACAAAAGAAAAAGUCCAAGGAAGAGAAGAACCAGAAUAAGCGAGCAAAAUUCAAUCCGAAUUCAAAGAGUACAGCUGAUGAAACUAAUAAUGCACAUGCCAGUGCCAAAGAUGUGAUGGAAAAUCGAUCCAAGCGUGUCCAGCAACAAAGCAAUGGGCAAAGUGGGCAAAAUGAGCGACGCAAAUCUUUGCAUAGAAUAGAGAGUAAAGAAGAAGAGGAAGAGGAUGUUGAGAAUGUUGGGAAUGAAGAAAAUGAUGAUGAUGAAGAAAAUGAGUCUGGAGAUGUAGAUGUCGAAGAGGAUAGCGUUGAAGAAGAUGAUCAUGAUGAUCAUGAUAAUGACGAAAAUUUGAUGAAUAACGACGAGCAGAUGAUAUUUGAUGAUGACGGGAAUGAAAUUGCGAAUGAGAGCUACGCAAAACAAGGGCUUCGAAAUAAUGCUGCUGCCGGCGCUGCUGGAAAAUCCAAAUCACGACUGUUGACACCGGAGGAGCAAGAAGCAAAGCAGAAGAAAUUGAAUGAGUUGAGGGAAAGAUUGGAAUCGAAAAUCAAUAGCUUGCGAGAAAAAAGGAAGGCUGUUGGUACAAAAACACAAGGCGCCCCACAAUCUAGAGAACAAAUUUUGGCAGAGCGAAAGAGGAAAGUGGAAUUGUCCAAGCAACAAAAACGUAAAUUGGAAGAAAUGGAGGAUGACGAGAAUAAUUCUGACAACUCGGACUUUUCAGAUAUCAAUGACGACGAUGAUGGAGAAGGCGAAAAAAAUGGCGCUAAUGCUCAUUCUGUAAUGUUUGGAAACAUUGCAUUUCAAGAUGGGUCACAAGUAACCUCGGACUUGACCAAUCUUCGAAGAUCUGCUGAUAAGAAGAAGCAAAAAGGACCUGCCAACAAUGACAUCAAGGCCCAUUUGAAAAAAUUGGAAAAGAAGAAAUUAAAGUUGGCGUCAAUGACACCAGAGGAGCGAGAACAACAGGAUAAGAAGGAUAAGUGGCAAAGGGUGCUUAACCAGGCUGAAGGUAUUAAGGUCAAGGAUGAUGAGAAACUUUUGAAGAAAGCAUUAAAGAGAAAGGAGAAAAAGAAACUAAAGAGUGAAAUUGAAUGGAGAGACAGAAAACAAGUAGUUAAGGACACAGUUGCAGCCAGAGCUAAAAGAAGAGAAGAGAAUUUGAAAGCACGUAAAGAGAGCAAAGGUCUUAAAGGACACAAGAAAAAGAAUCAACCAAAAUUGCGCAAGUUCUCUGGUGUUGUUAAUAAGAAAGCGGCACUGGGCAAAAAAAGAGCUGGAUUCGAGGGAAGUGUCAAGUCCAAGCCAAAAACCAAAAAAUAG
Molecule: messenger RNA, 1434 nt
Organism: Lodderomyces elongisporus
Lineage: Eukaryota; Fungi; Ascomycota; Pichiomycetes; Serinales; Debaryomycetaceae
Product: ribosome biosynthesis protein
Exons: 2
Coding region: 1-1434 (477 amino acids)
Biological process (GO): ribosomal large subunit biogenesis; ribosomal small subunit biogenesis
Cellular component (GO): nucleolus
Molecular function (GO): RNA binding; DNA binding
Source: RefSeq, a predicted model, not a curated record